GGCCGGGACGGAUAUCCUCUCCCCGCAGUGGCCGGCGUUCGUGGAGAAGCUGCGCGGUGCAGUUCGCGACGGGGAACCCCGCCAGGUUGCCAGCGUGGUGUGGGCGUUUGCCAACCUGCAGGCGAAGGACGCCCAGAUCUUGGACGCAGCCGCGGACAG
Messenger RNA from Prorocentrum cordatum, 159 nucleotides. The record is from the annotation of a GenBank genome assembly. NCBI's taxonomy places the organism in Eukaryota, Dinophyceae, Prorocentrales, Prorocentraceae.